AUGAGCUCCAGCUUGAUCAACUCUUUAGCCAGAAUGUAUGAUCCCAAGCCUCUUCAUGGUCAGAAGUCUGGUGGAAGAAAGUCCUCCCUCAAUGGAUCAGACAAGUCCCAAGCUACUUCCUCUUCCUCUUCUCAUGACGCUUCCCUACGCUGCAUUGAGAGUCGCAUGGACUCCUUGGCCUCUCAGAUGGCAUGUUUGCUCAACAUGCAGCACAUCGUCCUGACCCGACUCGACAGUUUGUCCCAGGAUGUGAGAAGGAUGGAUCGAGGUCGGGCAUUUAUGAGCGAAGAGGGUCGUGGUGAUGCAGAUGCUGGAGGUAGUAAUGGUUCAGAAGUUGCAGUAGCAUGUGGGGAGUUGUGGGGGGUGGUGGAGAGGGUGUAUGAGCGGAUUGAAAGUCAGGGCCACAGGUUGGAAGCGGUGGUAAAACUGGUGGAGGGCAUCCAGCAGGUGAUCAGCUUCAUUGGUGAAGUGGUGAAGAGCUCAAGGCUGAUGAAGCUGGUCUUUAAAAAGCCUGGAAGCCAAUACAAACGCAAGGGAAAGGAUGACAAGGAUAAAGGCAAACUGAACCUGAAGAGCCUCAAACCUCAGAAGAAGAGGAGGUCUCUCGAAACUUCAGACUCACUGACUGGAUUGGUGCUGCCAGAACAGGUAGAAAAACUCAACAAAAAGAAUAUUGAUCAUUCUCAUGGAAACAACAAGGCAGAGGACAGGUCAAAUGGAAGCCAUCUUGAGUCAUCCACACUGAUUCUGAAUGGAUCAGCUAAGGAGAGCGAGGAUGUCUUCGAAGACUCAGGUCCUGAGGAAGAGGUGGAAUUAGCGAUAAAGUCAUCAGAUUUAAAUUCAGAGAAGACUGACGAUGAAGAAGAGGAAGACAAGCAGAAGAAUAAAUCAGAUGCAGAAAUCUCAUCCACAACCCUGAGUAACUUUGCAGACAUUUCUUCUAAGACUGGCAAGACGUCUGUCAUAAAACAAGAGAGUUCUGAUGAGGUUGGUGAUGUGGCCGCCUGCAGCAAACGUCGUGUCACUGAAGAAGACGUGGUGAAGGACGAUCUUAAAAAGAGUCGAGUGGAAGGCAAUAAUGAUAAAAGGGCUGAUGGAAAUGUGUUGGAGACAGACACGCCAAAACAUACCGACUCUGAUGCAGUCAACACAGAGGGACGUGAGGGAAACAAUGACCAGUCUGAUGUGAAGGAAUUCUUCAUAGACUCCAGUCCUCCACCACCAGCACCCUUUGACCAUCGCAUAGUGACUCCCAAACCUCAUCAAAUAGCAGCCUACUACUCCAUCAACAGAGAUGAGGUCCUCGGAGGGGGACGUUUUGGUCAGGUCCACAAGUGCAUUGAAAACUCAUCUGGCCUAAGAUUGGCUGCCAAGAUCAUCAAGGCCAAGAGUCAGAAGGAAAAGGAUGUGGUGAGGAAUGAAAUCCAGGUAAUGAACCAGCUCAACCACUGCAACCUCAUCCAGCUGUAUGCAGCCUUUGAGUCCCGUCAUGACGUCAUCCUUGUCAUGGAGUAUGUUGAGGGGGGUGAGCUGUUUGACCGCAUCAUUGACGAGAACUGCAACCUAACUGAGUUUGACACGGUGCUGUUUAUACGCCAAAUUUGUGAGGGACUGCAGUAUAUGCACAGAAUGUACAUACUGCAUCUUGACCUCAAGCCAGAGAACAUUCUUUGUGUCAGCAGAGCAACAAACAAGAUAAAAAUUAUUGAUUUUGGUUUGGCCCGGAGGUACAAACCUCGAGAGAAGCUGAAGGUCAACUUCGGAACGCCUGAAUUUUUGGCCCCUGAAGUUAUCAACUAUGAGUUUGUUUCAUUCCCUACAGACAUGUGGAGUCUUGGGGUCAUCACUUAUAUGCUACUUAGUGGCUUGUCUCCUUUUCUUGGGGAUGAUGACAAUGAAACUCUAAACAACAUUCUGGCCUGUCAGUGGAACUUUGAGGAAGAGGAGUUUACAGAUGUUUCUGAAGAGGCCAAAGACUUCAUCACACGUUUGCUGGUAAAGAGCAAAAACUGGAGGAUGAGUGCAACAGAGUCUCUCAGACACCCCUGGCUGUCAGAACAAAGUCUGCACUACAAGUUACAUGUGAAGAAAAACAAGUCACGCUCCACACGACCAACCUCUCCAGAGUGCUAAACAGAAACAUUGGAAGACCACCAGUAUGCCUUUUGACAAUGUUGGGCCCUCAUGCCCAACACUGGACCAAUGCUGCUGUACUUGUAUGGCUACUGAAUAUCUACUCUCUACUUAGCAUCACCACAUUAGCUUGGAGCAGCUGCUCUUACAGUACCUCUCAUCAGCAGUAGAGUGGGGUUUGGGUUAGGGUUAGAGUUAGAGUGAGGCCAGAAUAAGAAGCAGGACAGUUUUAUCAUUGUAGUUGUAAUACAAAUUGUUGACUGUCCUGAAGAAUAUAAUAGCUUAGACUUAAUCUUUAACAUCCCUGGUGUGUGGUGACAUGCCUCUACAGAUAUUGCCAUGUAUAAUUCAUGAUUUUAAAGAUAAAGGGCGGUGAUAAAAUUGAAGAAGACAUGAUGAUCGAUUGAAUGUUUUGGAUAUUCUCAAAUUAGAGAUACAGCAUCCACCACGUUAAACGGAAAAAUGUUUUACUGGUUUUUUGCAUGCAUGGCACUUUUUGGUCUAUUUUUCCACUGUUCAGCAAACAAUUUAUUGAAUGCUACUACUGUAAUCAACCUCUAUGUUUUGGAGACUACAUGUUACUUUCUUUUUUAUGUACAAGUCUUAUGAAAUUUUUUAUUUUGUGAGAAACAUGAAAAAACUGUUGGAAUUUUGUAUAUUAGAUUUGUAAUGCACAAAAAUCUAAAUAUGUCAAUGAUUGAAACCUGUCAUACUCAGCACAUGUUUAUCGUACUUUCCUUGCUGUUAGCUUUCAUGUCGAUGGCUGCCUUUUGCUUUGGCAGCCUGGAGUAGGUAGCCCCCUCACCUUCCAUGAAGGCAUAACAAAUAUAAUUUACACAAUACUACCUAUGAAUGUUUCAGGUAUAUGACUGGUGUUGAUUUGGAUGUUCUUUUUUUUUUUUUUUUUUUUACUGGUUUAACAAGUGUACUUGAAGUGCAGGAUUUCUGUCAUUUCUGCACAGUUAGUCAGAAUUCAGUAAAAUGGUGAACCAAAAAUAGAGCAGAGAUUGUAGUCUGCAUUAAUUUGUGCAGUACUGUCACAGUCUUGUUAAGAUAGCUAUUGGUAGGAAGUCACUGAACGACCCACAAUCUUAUUAUUAGAAAUUUCAGCUCAUACUAAGGAUGUUUCUUAUUGGGGUGUACAUCCCAACUCCUUGGUCAUAUGCUGCCUGUUACUGUUUUGUGUUUUGGCUGGCUUGUUCAGAUUCUUGACCAUUGCAUCUUUAUGUGAUGGAAUGUUUGUCACAAUUGUUUGCAGUUCCAUUUUGGACUGAAAAGCUUUGUAAUUUUGAAUAAU
Phycodurus eques (leafy seadragon) is the source of this 3430-nucleotide messenger RNA. It is a transcript of the gene mylk4b, whose product is annotated as myosin light chain kinase family, member 4b. Gene Ontology annotation, cellular component: nucleus; cytoplasm. The record is from RefSeq and is a predicted model, not a curated record. Gene Ontology annotation, biological process: positive regulation of apoptotic process; protein phosphorylation; intracellular signal transduction. Gene Ontology annotation, molecular function: ATP binding; protein serine/threonine kinase activity. NCBI's taxonomy places the organism in Eukaryota, Metazoa, Chordata, Actinopteri, Syngnathiformes, Syngnathidae.